Messenger RNA from Gallus gallus (chicken), 995 nucleotides. RefSeq names its product dehydrogenase/reductase 13 (gene DHRS13). Lineage: Eukaryota; Metazoa; Chordata; Aves; Galliformes; Phasianidae. The transcript has 5 exons. The record is from RefSeq and is a predicted model, not a curated record. The coding region runs from base 24 to 983 and encodes 319 amino acids.
CCCCUUCCUCCCUGCGGGCCGGGAUGGGGUGGUGGCUGUUGGUUGUGGGGCUGCUGCUCUGCGUGCUGCUCCGCUUCGCCCUGCGCAGCUCCACGCCGCCAUUCGCCCUCCAUGCGCUGCACGGCCGCACCGCCGUCGUCACCGGGGGAAGCAGUGGCAUCGGGGAGGCUGUUGCACGGGAGCUGGCACGGUGUGGGGCACGCGUGGUGCUGGCGACGCGUGAUGCGCUGCGGGGAGAGGAGGCUGCAUGGCGCAUCCGUAGGGACACGGGGAACCCCGAGGUGCUCUUCAUGCCGCUGGACCUCAGCAGCCUCCACUCAGUGCACGCCUUCGCCACCGCCUUCCUGCAGCAGGAGCCCCACCUGCACCUCCUCAUCAACAACGCCGGAGUGAGCGCCGGGGGCACGACAGAGGAUGGUUUCAGCCUACCCUUCCAGGUGAACCACCUGGGCCACUUUCUGCUGACCCAACUGCUGCUGCAGCGCCUGCAGAGCAGCGCCCCGAGCCGUGUGGUCAUCGUUGCCUCUUCUGCACACUGUGCCGGCCGCCUGCGCAUGGCCGAGCUCGGCUGCCCACCCCCCGGCCCCUUUGCUGCCUUCCAGGACUACUGUGACAGCAAACUGGCCAACGUGCUGCAUGCCCGGCAGCUGGCAGCACGCCUGCAGGGCACCGGGGUCACUGCCUAUGCCGUGCACCCAGGUUUUGUCAACACGCGGCUGUUCCGUCACGCACCGCUGUGGCUGCAGCUGCUGUGGACUCCACUGUCCCGGUUCUGCUUCCGCAGUGCAGCUGAAGGCGCCCGCACGGUGCUGUUCUGUGCCACGCAGGACGGCCUCGAACCCUUCAGUGGCUGCUACUUCGCUGACUGCCGCCCGCUGCAGCCCUGGGCUCAGGGCAGGGAUGACGCUGCAGCACGAGAGCUGUGGGACCGCAGCGAGAGGCUGCUGGGGCUGCAGCCCUCCUUGUGCACACCUGUGGAAUAAAUAUGUCCUGCA